Chaetomium strumarium is the source of this 6223-nucleotide messenger RNA. RefSeq lists its product as uncharacterized. Lineage: Eukaryota; Fungi; Ascomycota; Sordariomycetes; Sordariales; Chaetomiaceae. Gene Ontology annotation, molecular function: 1-phosphatidylinositol 4-kinase activity. Gene Ontology annotation, biological process: phosphatidylinositol-mediated signaling; phosphatidylinositol phosphate biosynthetic process. Gene Ontology annotation, cellular component: plasma membrane; cytoplasm. The record is from RefSeq and is a predicted model, not a curated record. Bases 228 to 6068 code for a protein of 1946 amino acids. The transcript is spliced from 6 exons.
CAUCAUUUCUGGGCACAAGUUCACGACUGCCACUUCUGUGCUACGCUGCGCCGUGCAUGUUGCGACCCGACGUUGGCUCACUCUCCAAGACGAGGACGACGCUGACACAAACCGGGGGACGCUCAUGCAGAUGCUUACGAAGUACUUAGUCUAGAUGAGAUUUCUGAUCGUCGACGGUUUGAAUUCUCCCGGCCCACCCCAAAACCAUCUUCACCGUUGGCGACGCCAUGGCUCGCGACAUAAGACGAGAGGCGCUCCAGCGGCUUGCAGCGCUCGCAACGACGAGUCCGACGACCUCGUUUGAUAAGUCCGACCUUGACAAACUAUGCAAAGCUGUCUCGAGCCGUCAAGGCCCGGUAUCUGCCGUAAAUGGCAACAACAACGCAUCAUCGCUGCGCCGGUCCGAGGCCUGUCACAUUCCCAUGACGAUCCGCGAGUACGAGAUCCUCCUCUCGCUCUGCAGAGCAGCGCCGUCCCUAAGGAGCCACCAGAGCGCCCAGAAGCUGGCCCGACAUCUAGUCCCCUAUAUCACGGACGUCCAUAUCCAAGCCUUUGAUCCUUCGCCCUUCUUUCGCAGAAUCGAGCCGUCUCCGACCGAGUCCUUGAGCUUCCAUGUCACCGCUGCCCUACUCUCUUUGGGAAAACACCACACAGAUGUGCAGCAGACCGUGUCCGACAGCAUUGCCGCUUUCCUUAGUGCGUGUGUACACGCCACCGAGAGCGUCUCGCAGGUCAAUGAUGAGGACCCAGAGGCUGUGGAGGAUGCCAUCCACACUGCCACCAUUGCUGUUGCCCUCUUGGGCUUCUUGGAUGCCGCUUGUGCCCAGGCAGAUUUCUGGAAAUCAGGGGGUCGUCUCGGUCUGGUGAUGCGUGUGCGGGACCUGCUCUCGCAACCCUUUCUCGUCGCCGUCGAGGCAGCCUUCUCGACCAUUCGGAACGCCCACUCGCACGACCGCCAGGUCAAAGAGUGGAAACGAUGGGUGCGCCAUUAUGAGGACAUCGACCGCCCGCUGGGGGCCAUGCUGCUCCAGCGGAGCUUCAUGAGGCUGCUGGUGGCUGCCUCGUCGCUGCUGGUUGCCGAAGAGGACGGCCUUCGCGAGUCCCAUGUUCUCGACAUCAUCAUGUCGGGAAAUGGCUUGCGUCGACCGCUGACUGCCCGUAGUGCUGAGGCAGACUUCCGCUCGGUCGAGCUGUAUGCUUCCGUCGCCAUCGACCAGAUGAACGACCUGGAAUCGAGCGCCGACUUUGACAGUCUCUCGCCGGCCAAACAGCGGCUGGCUUUCUCCGUCAAGGCCUGUGCCCUGAUCAGCUAUCUCAACGCGUGCACUCUGAACGACGAUGCCGCCGACGGCGAAGUCCUGAUGGCCUGGCUCGAGGACGCACUGGCCGAUGCCGCUGGCAUGGCCGACGAGGAACUUGGCCCUGCCGUCCUCAAGUCCCUGGCCUUGCUCUGCAGGGUCUCUCCCUCGUACGCCAUCAACGUGAGCCGGCUACUCCCGCGCUUCAUAGUCCAGAGCGGUGCCAAGAGUCAGAUGGUUGCGGUGGCCUCUAAGUCCCUCGCCUUUGUGUUGCAGAUGCUUUCCAAGGAUGACGUGAUCACCACUCUCUACACUCUCGGCAAUGUACUCGGCUCGGCGAGUGACCGGCAACUUGGUGACGGCGCCGGCGCGCCCGAUGGACAAGAUCCCUCGCACGUCUACGGGAACCGGCACUCAACCGGCAGCUCCAUCUCCCUGCAGGUAUCCGGCGAAGAGGAGUCGUCCGUGGCCCAGGGUAACGUGGUGCAAGCCAUCUGCGAGAUCGCGAGCGCCGCAAAAGACGAGAAGAUCACGGGCCUCGCACAGUCAAUGCUCGCGCAGAAGAUCGUCAAGCUUAGCAGCCCUCUUGAUGGGCGGAUCAUCACUGGCGCUGCCUCCCUGUCCCUCAGCGGUGGGCAGUCCGAGUUCCGCUAUCUCCUCAAGAGGUACACCGCCGUUGUGCAUGAUGCCGUGGCGGACAACAAAGAUGGGAUCUUGCAAGCCGUUAUGAAGGCACGAAAUCAUAUCUCUGCUCAUAUCCAGCGAGAGUCCCUGCUAUUGAACAUCUACCUGGAACACUUGCUGGAUGGCAUCAUAUCGCAAGGGGAUGUCCACGCCAGCCAGAGCCGGCAUGCCAAGGAAUCGGACGUAGAACUGGCUGCGCGAGAGAUCGCCCAAUUGCUUCCCCCGCUUGCCCUCUUCAUGUCUUGCAACCCUCAGACGUUCGACGAGGCCUCCGACGACGACACCCGCGCGAUGAUCCGCGAUGCAUGGUUCAACAUCGUCGUCCACGGGUUCACUCCGUCCACGGACCGGGGGAAGCAGAACCUCAAGUACCUCCGCAUCAUGGCCAUCCACUCUCCGCCGCUGGUCUCGGAGAACCGGGGGGAGGAAAACGAGAGUGACAUCGAUCUGAACCCGAUCCUCCGCAGAGGCGAGAGCUCCGAACGGGAGUCCCUGCAGAAGAAGCUGCUCGCGGAACUGAUACCGACGCGAAGCGGCGAAAUCAGGGGACUCAGCUACCGCAAGACUAUUUUCCUCCAAGCUGCCUGUCUAGUCGAGAGCCUGCGGGCGGACGCCGGUGACUGCACCAAGGCAUUGUCAUAUUUCCUUGAGCCCAGCAUGCGGCGAGGCGAUCUGAGCCGCACCAUGGACGCUGUCACGAACGCGGUGAUGGACCGGUACUUGUACAAAGCCGUGAACGCUGCCAACCCUGCCUUCUCCGCUCCGUAUGCGGCAGCACAGCUUGCGAGGAUAUUCUGUGCUUGCUGCCACCGCAUUGAGCGGGUGCAGCAGGCCGCGUUCGUCUGCGCGGACCGCCUGGUCGAGUUGGUCCCUUCUGCCCUGUGCCAGCGAUCGUCUCUCUUCACGCUGCUCGAGCUUCUCUCGCUGAUGUGGACGAGCUGCCUGGAAGCAGAGACGGACCGGUACGAGCCGAGAACCACCUUCCGGUCGCAAAGGGGAGAGGUUGUGGUCGAGCUCUCGGACGACUACCAGUUCCGGCAGCUGACGCUGGAGAACCUGCACAAGAAGGCGAAGCUCUGGCUGACGCGGGCCAUCAAUAUUGCACCGGCGGACGUGAAAGGCCUCUUGCAGACAUACCUGUCCGAGUUCGACGACGAGAGCAGCUUCGGCCACAUGUCUCUAGGCCGGUCGUUCGCUGUCGAGAUCGGGUCGACGAUCCCGGCGACGGAUCAGAGACUGUCGUCGUUGGACAUGCUCGGGGACUGCCCCAUCAACACGGCGUCCAACUUCAUGGCCCAGUACACGACGCGGCAGGAGUAUCGCUACUCGGAGGCUCUCCCUGACCAGAGCCGAGAAUGGCUCAGCUUCAUGCGCCUAGACUCCCGGGCGUCGUUUCUCGCGGCGCCCGGCGGUGAGAGCGGCGAUGCAUUGACGGCGCUCUCCCACAUCGAGCAGCGCAUCCUCGGCGGGAAGACGGCGUCGCUCGCGGACGUGAGAGAGAUUCUCCGGCGCGCUGCCGCCCUCCUGUGCCGGAGCGACCAUGACGAGUGCCCCAUCGUCCGCUAUCUCGUCAGUAUACCGUUUGCCAUGUUCACAAAGCAGUCGAUCAAGCUCGGCAUCUCCCUCUGGCUCGGCGUCAUGAACGAAAACCCGCGGAUGGAGCCGCGCAUCCUGGCCGAGAUUGUGCAGCGCUGGGAAUCCAGCAUACACAAACGGCAGGGUCUAUUCAGCCCCUCCAUCACCAGUCCCGACCCCUUCCUUCUCCGGCAAGAGUUUGCCCCCAGCGACAGCGCGGCUCUUGCGAAGCGUAAGCAGCUCGUCCACAACCUGCUGGCGCCUCACUCCAAUCUCCUCCAGUUCCUGAGCAGCCACUACAAUGCGACGCGCCUCGGAAGCCCCGACACGCAUCACCUUUUCCUCCGACUGCUUGACGUCACGCUGGAGGCGAUCAAGAACGCGACGCCCCAUCCCAUGGCCAGAGAAAUCCGGUUCCAAGCGAUACUCUUUGGCCUCAAGGUCCUCAAGACGAGCUCGACAAUGGGUGCCGUGGCGCAACACCGUCUCAAGGAUCAGAUACUGUCUGCGGGUCUUGGCUGGUUCAACGCUCCGCCGCGCUGGUCCUUCGGAAGUAAUAUUCUGCAGCUCAAGACCGAGAUCCGUUUGGUCGAGGAUGUCAUGACAGCCUUGCGCGAAACAGCCAGCAUCGGUGCGCAACCUGUGGGCUCAGCCAAGCCGCUUGCUCCCAGGGAGAAGCUGCUUGUUUUGCUCUUGGAAAGCGAACAGCUGAGGCUGCAGGUGUGGGUUCGUCCGGUCGAUGGGGCAAGAUCUCAAUCGAACUUCCACUAUGGAGGGAAGGAGAGCCCGUUUGAGGCCGCGAUCCAGCCCCUGGUCCGGACGGCUUGGGCCGAGAGCCCGUCCUUGGCUGUGCACCUGGCAAGCAGAUUCCCGUAUCCGCGGGUUCAGAAGGAGGUCCGCUGGCUCUUGUUGAACUUCCCUGCUAAAGCCGCCCGGGAAGCCGAGGCUCUCCCUAUCCUCAUCGACGGCGCGCUACCCGACGAUGUCAGCUUCCAGCUCAAGUACUUGCUCUUCUGGGCGCCGGUCAACCCAAUCACGGCCGUGACGCUGUUCUUGCCGGCAUACCGCAACCAUCCUUAUCUGAUCCAAUAUGCCAUGAGAGCAUUGGAGAGCCACUCAAUCGACGUGACGUUCUUUUACGUCCCUCAGAUCGUCCAGACGCUUCGAUACGACGCGCUGGGCUAUGUCGAGCGAUACAUCCUCGAGACGGCCCAGUUCUCGCAGCUUUUCGCUCACCAGAUCAUCUGGAACAUGAAGGCAAACGCCUACAAGGACGACGAUUCCCAGAUUCCUGAUGCCAUCAAGCCAACGCUCGACAAGGUCAUGGGCCACAUGAUUGACAGCUUCUCCGCCGUCGACCGCGACUUCUAUGAGCGCGAGUUUGCCUUCUUCGAUGAGGUAACGAGCAUCUCGGGGAAGCUCAAGCCCCUGAUUAAGCGCCCCAAGCCCGAGAAGAAGCAAAAGAUCGAGGAGGAGCUCCGGAAGAUCAAGGUCGACGUCGGCGUGUAUCUGCCAAGCAACCCCGACGGGGUGGUCAUCGGCAUCGAUCGCCAGUCGGGCAAACCGCUGCAGAGCCACGCCAAGGCACCGUUCAUGGCCACGUUCCGCAUCAAGAAGAACAAGAGCGGGCUCGAGGAAGCCGAGGAGGAGCUGCUCGAGGACGGCAGCAAGGGCCGCAAGGGCCACAAGAACGGGCCCGACGCGGCGCAGACAACCGACACGGUCGAGGUCUGGCAGUCAGCCAUCUUCAAGGUGGGCGAUGACUGUCGCCAAGACGUGCUCGCGCUGCAGAUGAUUGCGGCCUUCCGCGGCAUCUUCCACAGUGUCGGUCUCGACGUCUAUGUGUUCCCGUACCGCGUCACGGCGACGGCGCCCGGUUGCGGCGUCAUCGACGUCCUCCCCAACUCCAUCUCGCGUGACAUGCUCGGCCGCGAGGCCGUCAAUGGGCUGUACGACUACUUCGUCUCCAAGUACGGCAACGAGGACUCGCUGCGCUUCCAGCAGGCGCGGAACAACUUCGUCAAGAGCAUGGCCGCCUACUCGGUCAUCUCGUUCCUACUCCAGUUCAAGGAUCGGCACAACGGCAACAUCAUGAUCGACGAUGCCGGGCACAUCCUCCACAUCGACUUCGGCUUCUGCUUCGACAUCGCGCCCGGCGGCAUCAAGUUCGAGCGGGCCCCGUUCAAGCUCACGUCGGAGAUGGUGGCCGUGAUGGGCGGCAGCCCGGACCACCAAGCCUUCAAGUGGUUCGAGGAGCUCUGCGUCAAGGCGUUCCUCGCCUCGCGGCAGUACACCGAGAAGCUGUCGCAGAUCGUCUUGCUCAUGAUGGACAGCGGCCUGCCCUGCUUCAAGCCGGAAAGCGUCAAGUACUUCAAGGAGCGCUUCGUCCUGGAGAAGACGGAGCGCGAGGCCGCCGAGUUCAUGAAGGGGCUCAUCAAGCGGAGCUACGGGAGCUACUCGACCGGCAUUUACGACCAGUUCCAGCUCCUGACGAACGGCAUUCCGUAUUGAUGUGCGCUUGCGAGUUUCAUAUUCCUUUUCCCGAAACCCAGCAGGUCCUUUUUUUUAGAUUAGCAGUGUAAUGCGCCAGGUAGCUUUCCAACAUUCUAUAUAGAUAUAAGUAGACAUUAGGAAACAUUCGGUAAUACAUUUAUUUGGUCGAUUUC